GAGUUCCGAGUCUUGGUGUGCCAAGUGCUUUCUCUGACGUUGUGGUCUCGCUCAGCCUCGAAAUAUUUGUUCGAGCUGUUCACUGCGGUCCAUUUAGGAUAUGCUCCUGGGUAUUUUAUCUACUAUACACUUUAAUUUUGACUUUCAUUUUGUUUUUUUUGCUUUACUCGAGACUUUAAUAUACUGCUCCUCAAAUUUCUACCAAAUGUCGAUUAUCGGGAUGCUGCUCGUUACCCCUUUUCGUCGCUCACGUGAUCAAUUACCCGCGUUUUCUUUUCCAGCCAACAACGAUUUGAGUGCGCCUUUGCAUCUUGGAUCCACAGUAGCCUGUAUGAACGGUAGGGUUUCAUAUUACCAUGCAGUUUGCACGAGGCUAGGCCGUAUUGCUUUUGUCUCGCUUAGGCUUCGCCCUGAUUCUGUCCCGACGGAGAAGAUUCGGUGAAUCGACAUUGUUGCGCCAUCUGCUGUUAUCUUGUUCUUGCUUCUUGGUGUCAGAAUCAUACUAUUUUGCGCAUUUUGGUUUCAAACGGGUUGGUCUCCUGAGCUUCGA
Molecule: messenger RNA, 550 nt
Organism: Hyaloscypha bicolor E
Lineage: Eukaryota; Fungi; Ascomycota; Leotiomycetes; Helotiales; Hyaloscyphaceae
Exons: 1
Coding region: 101-442 (113 amino acids)
Source: RefSeq, a predicted model, not a curated record